GUCCAGUUUCCGACAGUGUGACUCGCAAAGCGUAACUGCUGUGAAUUAGCUGUUUUAGUUUCCUGUUUUAAGUUCUAAAAACUAAUCUUUAGAUAAUUUCAAACUAAUUAUCGACAUACAUAACUGUACCGAUAACCGAUAUAUUGCAAGUAUCAGUCGAAAUACGUGUUCUACCAGCUUCAGUUCAGUUCUGAAGUUGCAACUCGAGGCCCCUGCGGAGUGUUAGCUUGAGCGGCACUGAAAAGUUUGUUGUUGUCACGUGACGUGAUACGAAUGUGGCGAUAAAGUUUUUGUUUCGUUAUUAAAACGACCAUACUACAUUUCAACAUUAGCUAUCUAUUGAAGUAACUACUUUAACACAAUGCCUCAACCAAAAUACAGGAAGAUUGCUGUGAUUGGAUACAGAUCUGUAGGUGAGUCAAAUAACAAUCUAACUAACGCGUUAGCAAGCCUUUGUUUUUGUUUGCAUAGCUACGCGAUUGCUAGCUAGCCAAUGUUAGUUAGUUCAUACCAAAACAGCAUGCCAUAGCUGUGUAACUUCAUUGUGUACAUGUUAGUUUGUGUAGACGUUGUCGACAAAUACGAAACUGUGUCGUUGAUAUCCUUUAUUCUAUUCACCAUGCCAAAGUUGUGUGCUAACUUUGCCACAACUGCAGCCAAGUUCCACGAUGUGGUACUGUAACGCGUCUAGCUCAUACUCGGGCUAGUUAGUUACAGUUAGAUAGUUGCAUUGUGAAAUAUCUCCUGUCUCAAUUAACGUUAGCCAAUCACAAUGUAUAACUGUUGUUCAGAGUCGGAUAACAUUCGAGUUUCUUACUUAACAAAUGGCCAUUUUUUAUGAUUUUGGAAAUUGUUGCUCAUCGGCCACCACAACAAUUCAUUGUUCCUUUACUUCUACAGGAAAAUCUUCUCUCACAAUACAGUUCGUGGAAGGACAGUUCGUAGAUUCAUAUGACCCUACCAUUGAAAACAGUAAUUAUUUUUUUUUCAUUUUUUUGUUGGAUCAGUUUUGUUUUUCUAAGUUAUUGCACCCAUUGUAAGGUGUUAUUGACGAUCAAAUAAUAUGAAUGGGUGAAAAUACGUAUUUUCACCCAUUGCUGCUUCGGUUUCAGUUGCAAAACGUUUUGCAAUGUAAUCUGACUAAUGAAUUGGCCUACAUCCCAGGCAACAUACAAAUUGUAAUUGCUGAAUAUAGCAUGGUUGUAUCCAGAAUAUAUUAUCCUUUUAUGCCCAUGCUAUAUUCAGCAAUUACAAUUUUUCUCCUGUAUGUUGCCUGGGAUGUAGGCCAAUUCAUUAGUCAGAUUACAUUGCAAAACGUUUUGCAACUGAAACCGAUUAUUGUUUACUUUAGGAACCAAACGGGGAGGGACCUACCACAAUUUGUCCAAUAGAAACUUGUUUUCGUUGCAGAACGUUUUACGUUUAGAGUAAACUGUUUCUGUUACAAAACGUUUUGCAACGGAAUCUGACUAAUGAAUACACCCCUGGCUUGGGCUUGACCACUGGCUCUUCACCUCUUUCCAGCCUUCAACAAAAUGGUGUCUGUCAAUGGUCAAGACUUCAAUCUUCAGUUGGUCGAUACAGCGGGUCAGGUAUGUAUGCUUUACAUUACUCAUCUUCUUUCUUUACCUCUGUUUCUCAGCUCUCUGAAAUAAAAACACAAAAUACAUACAAACAUGUAACCCUGCUGUGUUCUGGUGAUCAGUGGCAGUUUGAGCCGAUGCAACGUAGAAUUGUUGGGAUAUGGACGAAAAACAAUGGCCGAUAUUCAUUUCAGAAGCUCUUGUCCGUCGUUCUUGUGUUUCAUCGCUAACCGAUUUCUCCCCUUAUCGCUACAGGACGAGUACUCUAUUUUCCCUCAGUCUCAUUCAAUGGACAUCCAUGGUUAUGUCUUGGUCUACGCAGUGACUUCCAUGAAAAGGUGAGUAGUCACAGGUACAUUUCAUUCUGGGUUCAUCCUUCAGAGAGUCAGUGUUUAAUAGUCACUUGUACAGGGUUGCAGGUGUGAUUGCAGGGUACAGUGAACAUCUUACGCUCCAAGCUCCAACAUGCAGGACUAAGUGAAAUAAAAUAAUGAAAAUGGUAAUUUAAAAAAUAGCAAUAGAAAUAGCACAAUAUACAUCAUAACUGUAGCAGCGAUGAAUAAAUAAAUGUCCAUUGGGAUGGAGGCAGAGUAAAGACUGUUGAGGGUGUGGGCGGGAAUGACCAUAGGGGGAGCAGCAUGACCAUUAAGGGGGUGUGGGGACCAAGUGAAAUAAAAUCAAUACAAAUUAUAAUAAAUAAUGGUGAAUGCUGUUGGGGUGGGGGCGGAGUAAAAGUCUGUGGGGGGGGGGGGGGGCUGUCCAUCGGGUGAGUAGCGGGGGGAGAACAUCCUUGCCCUCUGUUGACCUUGUGACUCUACUGUGUGUAUAGAUGGUUGUCUGUGCAUCAAUGCACACAUGGAUCCUGGUAACCUGUCUCUUUUUGUCUUUCACCUUUUGCAGUUUUGAAGUUGUUCAGGUUCUUCAUGACAAGCUUCUAGAUAUGGUUGGGAAAAUACAGUAAGUUAACCGAAAUUAUGAAAGGUUUGAUGCUACUUUUGAUGAUUUGUGUGUCUUAAAACAUUUGUUUUCCAAGUAAAAAAUAUCAAUGGAUGUUUUCUUUUAGGGUGCCAACUGUUCUUGUUGGGAACAAAAAAGAUCUCCACAUGGAAAGGUAAACUUACUUGAGCUGAAUGAAGGUGGAGAGCAAUGGUGUUCCCACUCUCACAUGCAUGGCUUGUACAGUAUGUGUAGAACCAUGACACUACCAUACCACUUUCAAAACUGAUAUAUGGUUUCACCUUGGUUAUCCAGCCAAGGCCUUGGACAUUGUGACCAUAGAGGUACAUUCAUGCCCCCCUGAACUUUAAAGAUAUACUUUAUGUGAUUUCAUUACAUCAUGCUCAGUGUGUCCCUUCUCCCCUCAGGGUGAUUAAGCCAGAGGAAGGGAAGAAGCUGGCCGACUCAUGGGGAGCAGCGUUCAUGGAGUCUUCUGCCAAGGAGAACGAGGUAGACAAAGAUAUAUUUUCUGGAGACAGAGCUACUCACCAAAAUUGUGUGUUUAUUUAUUUUUCUAUGUUCAACUCUGCAUUGCAGACCGCUGUAGAGUUAUUCAAGCGGAUCAUUCUGGAGAUGGAAAGGGCGGAUGGGAACGUUCCCUCAGAAGAUAAGAAGUGUGCUGUGAUGUAAGAGGGUCUAACCAGGACAGCAGUAAGCUCAUUGGCUGAAACCAGGAGACACAUCACCACCAGCCUGCCAAUCAUGACCUCCCCAGCACCAUGGAGCUGCAGUCGCAAUGUGGCCAUUUAUAAUUCAACAGUGUUUUACAAAGGCAGCCAAUCACACUCAAGGCUGACUAAGGAGAACUCUGACAGGUGUCACACAAGGGUUUCACUGUCAGUUUUACUGAAGUCUGUCAAGUUUGGUUGGCAUACACCAAACCACAUGAAAAACAAAACAUAUGAAAAUGCCAAAUGUAAUAUAAGAGCCACAAGCCCAAACUUCACAACAAAAAACGGCUCUCUGAUAAUUGCAAUCAACAAGCUAGCCAUGCAUCAACAGAUGGAGCGGUGACUGGCCAGUGUCCCCAACUCUCACGGGCUAGCUUCACCUUGUACAUAGUAAGCCUAAAAAACAUGCCUGACUCCUUUUCUCAGGUCAUCUGUAUACUUCAAUGAAUACACCGGCCAUGGCAGAGAGCCACAGUUCACAUUGCUGUUGUAGCGGCGUUGGAAAGUCGCUAUGACACAACUGAUAAAUGUCUUGGUUACAGUAUCUUGGAAUGAGUUUUCUUUCACACAAUAUGUGUGUUGCGGAAAUACAUUUCCUCUAGCAUUGGUCUUGGCUAACAUUGUUUCACUGUGAAACCUUCUGCAAGUCAACUUCAGGUUACACUUCAUCCUUGAACUGUAAAUCAUGUCUUUUAGAAAAAAUGCCGAUUGGUCCUCGCUCC
Messenger RNA from Coregonus sp. 'balchen', 3972 nucleotides. The record is from the annotation of a GenBank genome assembly. Lineage: Eukaryota; Metazoa; Chordata; Actinopteri; Salmoniformes; Salmonidae.